AUGGCCGACUCGACGACUACGUUCAGAUCCUGCUGUCUGACCUCGUUCCAGUGGGGUGGUCUGCCUUCUGGGCGCGAAGAGAAGGUGGCUGGGUUGCCGGCGUAUGUGACGGGGGAUAAUAGUGACAAGGCGGUGCUGUAUGUGCAUGAUGCGCUGGGAUGGCGGUUUGGGAAUGCGAGGCUGCUGGCUGAUCAUUAUGCGAGGGAGGAUGGCAACGCUGACAAACCCCCAGGCAAACGUGACAGUUUACCUCCCCGAUUUUUCGGCGGUGAGGUCCUCGACGCAGACGCCAUCUGUGAAGAGCGCUGGGGUGACCUGGACUUGGCCGGGUUCAGCAAACGCAACGCCCGCUCGAUCCGCGAGCCCGAGAUCUUCGCCGCAGCCAAGGAGAUCAAAUCCAAAGGCUACAUCAAGCUCGGCGCAGCGGGGUUCUGCUUUGGUGGUUGGGCUGUCUUACGCCUCGCUGCUGUCAAACUUGUCGAUGCUAUCGUCUGUGCGCACCCCAGCUGGGCCACGAAUGAAGACUUUGAUGGUGUGGAAGUGCCGGUCAUAUUGCUGAGUCCGGAGCAGGAUGGUAUGUUUUCGGAUGAGAUGAAGGAGUAUGCUUUUAAGACGCUGCUUGCGAAACGGAAUGUGCCGUUUGAAUGGGUUCAUUUUCCGGGCGUGCCGCAUGGAUGUUUGACGAGAGGAAAUGAAAAGGUGCCAGGCGAGAGGGAGGCGAUGGCCAAGGGGAAGGGGGCCGCAGUAAGGUGGUGGGGAGAGUGGUUGAGCUAA
Messenger RNA from Ascochyta rabiei, 774 nucleotides. RefSeq lists its product as uncharacterized. The transcript has 2 exons. Bases 1 to 774 code for a protein of 257 amino acids. NCBI's taxonomy places the organism in Eukaryota, Fungi, Ascomycota, Dothideomycetes, Pleosporales, Didymellaceae. Gene Ontology annotation, molecular function: hydrolase activity. The record is from RefSeq and is a predicted model, not a curated record.